AUGGCAGUGCUCCCGCCCUUGAAUUUCUUGACGCUACACUAUUUCUAUUUCAUUGCUACAUGCAUCAUUACUAGUAUCGUUUUCUACUUGACAUCGACGCCAUGGGGCAGCGUUGCCUAUGUGGACUCGAUUUUCAUGUGCGUCAGUGCUAUGACCGGUGCUGGAUUGAAUACGGUCGAUCUGUCGACUCUGAACACCUUCCAACAAGCGGUUUUGUUCACUCUGCUUAUCCUGGGCCAUGCCAUUCUCAUCUCCCUCACCGUACUUCUAGUACGUAAGCGGGCAUUCGAGGCAAAGUUCAAAGGCGUCUCCGAUGAGCGGGAGAGAGAGCGCUCUACUCGUAGCCCCUCAGAAGUUGAACUGCAGGUCAGAGACCGGGAACCCGCUCAUGGAAGCACCGGGACUGAUCUACCGGGCGAGAGCACCCAAGGACACGGCUGUAAACCACGCCCAAAGUCAUCCGUGUUGGUUCAAGUGACCCCGGCAGAGUCAUCAUCCCGUGACGAACAGCCAUGGGUGGACGACGACCAAAUAACCAUCGGCGGCACACCCCGUCAUCAUCACCACCGGGUCUUCCCCAUGGCUGGCAUCGGGGCGAGACCCGAUCUGAAUAACCACCCGCGCGAUGCGGCGCCCAAUGUGCCCUUGGUAGUCAAGGAUUCGGUGUCUGGCUUCAAGGGAAUUCUCCGCGGUACACAGAAGUACAUGGCCUCCAAGGGACUUGUCUCCCGCAACUCCCAGUUCCACGAUCUCACUCCCGCUGAGCGUGACGAACUAGGUGGUGUGGAGUACAAGGCCGUCUCGUUUUUGUCCGUGGUUGUGUUCCUUUACUUCAUCUUGUUUAUUAUCUUCGGCAUGGUCGGUGUCGGUGGCUGGCUGGAAGCCAAUGAUCCCGCCGUGACGCGCACGAACGGUCUCUCGCCUUUCUGGACGGGUGCUUUCUUUGCUGUUUCUGCUUUCGUGAACAGUGGCAUGUCGCUCCUGGAUGCGAAUAUGACUGCUUUGCAGUUGAGGGCUUACCCAUUGCUCACAAUGGGAUUGCUGAUUCUCGCUGGAAACACCCUCUUCCCAUGUUUCCUGCGGUUCAUUAUCUGGACUAUGAGGGUCAUGCUUCCGGAUCGGCCGAAGUGGCAGUCGUGGCGCAUAACCCUUGAUUUCAUCCUGGAGCAUCCUCGAAGGGUCUAUACGAAUCUCUUCCCUGCUCGCCAUACGUGGUAUCUGCUCGGCACGAUUAUCAUUCUGAACGGUAUCGACUGGGCGGCAUUUGAGCUACUGUCUAUUGGAAACAAGGAUAUUGAGAGUCUUCCUACCGAGUACCGUCUGCUGGAUGGACUGUUCCAAGCCCUAGCGGUGCGCGCUGGUGGAUUCUACGUUGUAACCAUUGCCGACCUUCGCCAAGGUCUUUUGGUUCUUUACGUACUUAUGAUGUACGUCUCGGCGUACCCAGUAACGCUCACAAUGCGCAACACAAACGUCUACGAAGAACGCUCGCUAGGAAUAUACGCACACGACGAAUCCAGCGACUCACCAGCAAACACAACCCGCAGCAACGUAGUAAUGGACCUACUCCGACACCACCUCGGCCGCCCCGGCCUAUCCGAGACUUCGCGCGGCUACUUCGUGCACCAGCAGCUCCGCUCCCAGCUCAGCCAUGACCUGUGGUGGAUCGCACUGGCGGUGUUCUUUAUCGCAAUCAGGGAGUCAGACCACUAUGAAUCCCAGCCCGUGGCUUUCUCCACCUUCAAUAUUAUCUUCGAGGUUGUCUCGGCUUACGGCUGUGUCGGUGUUAGUCUUGGGUUCCCCGGGAAGAAUUACUCGUUCUGUGGCGCAUGGCAUACUAUUAGCAAGUUGAUUCUUGCUGCUGUUGCUUUGCGUGGUAGACAUCGUGGUUUGCCGGUCGCUAUUGAUAAGGCUAUUAUGUUGCCCAGUGAGUCUUUAGCUUGGGCUGAGGAGGAGGAUGCUGCUAUGCGCAGGGAUAGGUCUAGGGCUUGGGCUCAGGAGCAUGGUGGGCCUGUUGGGACUGUUUAG
This is a messenger RNA of Penicillium samsonianum, 2028 nucleotides long. RefSeq lists its product as uncharacterized. NCBI's taxonomy places the organism in Eukaryota, Fungi, Ascomycota, Eurotiomycetes, Eurotiales, Aspergillaceae. The record is from RefSeq and is a predicted model, not a curated record. Gene Ontology annotation, cellular component: plasma membrane. The transcript is spliced from 8 exons. Bases 1 to 2028 code for a protein of 675 amino acids. Gene Ontology annotation, molecular function: high-affinity potassium ion transmembrane transporter activity. Gene Ontology annotation, biological process: potassium ion import across plasma membrane; intracellular potassium ion homeostasis.